Messenger RNA from Pseudogymnoascus destructans, 1342 nucleotides. RefSeq names its product ADP-ribosylation factor, Arf Arf6 (gene ARF6). The record is from RefSeq and is a predicted model, not a curated record. Gene Ontology annotation, molecular function: GTPase activity; GTP binding. Gene Ontology annotation, biological process: intracellular protein transport; vesicle-mediated transport. Bases 378 to 941 code for a protein of 187 amino acids. Gene Ontology annotation, cellular component: cytoplasm. Lineage: Eukaryota; Fungi; Ascomycota; Leotiomycetes; Thelebolales; Thelebolaceae. The transcript is spliced from 4 exons.
GAGGACUGCCGAGAGACAUUGAGCGGCUAUCGCGUGUGUGUCCACACUCUGGAGAUUGAAAUAAUUUAACUUGCGAAUGCAAACUUCCUGCGUAAAUUUACUGAGUCCUCCUGAAAGCUCUUUUCAGCUGUCCUCUAUUUACGUUGGUGGUACGAUCAAUUCCGCGACGUCGCGCCCCAGAUAAACACUCCCCCGACCUACACGCGACCCUCUCGAAUUUCGUGUUUCGCAUCGCAUUCCCCUAGUCAACUUGCACCAACCCCGCGACUCUCUCAGCUAUCGCCGACACCUGUGCAUCUCAGUCUUGCAAUUAAAGCAUACGAAGAACCAACGAAAGACCGUCUACCUGACUCUCACGCACGCGCUCCACCGCCAACAUGGGCGGCCAGAUUUCAAAGAUGAUGAGCAAGGUCUUCGGAUCGAAGGAGAUGCGCCUCCUGAUGUUAGGACUCGAUGCUGCGGGGAAGACCACUAUUCUGUACAAGCUGAAGCUCAACCAAGACGUGACGACUAUCCCAACUGUCGGGUUCAACGUCGAGACCGUCACAUACAAGAAUGUCAAGUUCAACGUGUGGGAUGUUGGAGGACAAGACAAGAUUAGACCCCUAUGGAGACACUACUAUUCAGGCACUCAGGGAUUGAUCUUCGUCAUCGACUCUUCAGACCGCGAGCGGAUAGAAGAGGCGAGCCAGGAACUACACCGCAUUAUCGGCGACCGUGAAAUGAAGGAGAGCCUGCUGCUCGUCUUCGCCAACAAGCAAGAUAUCCCAGGAGCCAUGACCCCCCAGGAAGUGACCGACAAGCUGCGGCUCAACAUUCUAAAAGACAAGAUCUGGUACGUGGUGCCAAGUUGCGCCACAACCGGCGAGGGACUCCUCGAAGGCCUCGCCUGGCUCUCCAACAACGUCAAGGCGCCGCCAGCAGGCACAGUCAAGAAGUAACCGGUCCUGCACACGUACAUCAUACGAUCACCAUAAACGAAAUUGUCACGGUCGUUCUUUCUUUUCCAUUGUCAUGCGCGCUUCAUUUGCAUCCAUACUGUCUAGCGUUUCCUGUCGGCGGCGAUACCACACUCUGCUUCGCUCACCUCGUCUCCUGGCUCCGCGUCCCUGUCAGGUCGGCUCGACCGCUUACGCGUCGGGACUGGGUUGGCAGGGGGGUCGCGGGGUGGCUGGGGAGAAAGCUUAUAUAUAUUUUGUAAUUGUAAUACUAUCUGUUGGGGACGGUAAACUGGCGGAUUGGAGGAUUUUUAGGGGUGAUUUGGGGAGGAGGGGAGGUUUGUUAUUGUCGUGUCGGUGGAGAUAGAUUAGAUUUAUCUUAUAUUUACAGACUAUUUUAGGGA